Molecule: messenger RNA, 1188 nt
Organism: Arachis stenosperma
Lineage: Eukaryota; Viridiplantae; Streptophyta; Magnoliopsida; Fabales; Fabaceae
Exons: 5
Coding region: 1-1188 (395 amino acids)
Source: RefSeq, a predicted model, not a curated record
AUGGUCAACGAGGCAUUUAAUUUCACGCUUCAACAUGGAAGUGAAGACACAACAGCAAUUGAACAUGGCGAAGAUGAUGAAGACGUGUUGCCAUACUUAUAUAAAGGUCCAAGUCGCGCGACGCGGAAUUUUAACGAUCUACGGUCCGAUGGAGAGCAGGAGCUAUAUCCCGGAUGCUCAAAGUACUCCAAAUUAUCAUUCUUAGUAAAGCUUUAUCAUAUUAAGUGUAUAUGCGGUGUGAGUGACAAGGCAAUGACCAUGAUUCUUGACUUACUGUUGGAUGCAUUCAAACAAGCAAAACUUCCAAAGACAGUAUAUGAAGCUAGGAAGACAAUAAAAAAAUUGGGUAUUGAAUACACCAAGAUAGAUGCUUGUUCAAAUGAUUGUAUGCUGUAUCAAGGUGAUGAUGAAAACUUGACCAGGUGCAAGCAAUGUGGGUCUUCAAGAUGGAAGCAGAAGACUAAAAAGGGCUCUAUUGUUAGGCUCAACGUACCUAUGAAGAGAAUUGGGAAACCUAUAGUAGCCAAGACUCUUCGACGUCAUCCUCACCUUCCUCCAACUUAUCACCGAUACAAGACAUCAACUGACAUCUUAUGGCAUAAAGAAGCGUGUAAUAAUGAUGGUUUGCUUAGGCAUCCAAGGGACGCUGAAGCAUGGAAAAAGUUUGAUACAAAGUAUACUAACUUUUUGAAGGAUCCGCGCAAUACAUAUUUUAUUCUAUCCACGCUUAUUCCUGGGCCGAAAAUGCCAGGUAAUGACAUAGAUGUUUACUUGCAGCCUUUGGGACACAAAUACAAACUAGACUGGAAUAGAUUUGACGGACAAGUCGAAGGUAGAGAUCCACCGAAGAAGUUAUCUGGAACAGAUGUAUUGAGGCAACAGUCUAAUGUGCACGAUCAGAUGUUGCGUCAUAACCUUGAUGUGAUGCAUGUAGAGAAAAAUGUCCGUGAUAAUGUGGUAUUCACUAUCUUAAACGAUAGCGACAAAUCAAAAGACAAUCUUAAAGCUCGCAGAGAUUUACAAUGCAUGGGCAUAAGGCCUGAAUUGUGGCCAGACGAAGGUGGUAAAUAUCCUUCUGCUGUAUUUGUGAUGUCAAAUUCACAGAGGGAUGUAUUUCUGAAGACUCUGCAGAAUGUGAUCUUUCCAGAUGGUUACUCUAGCAAUGUUGCUCGUUGUGUUGAUUUGUGA